AUGCAGUACAUGAAUGUAUCAUUAUUAGACAAGUCCAAAAGCGUAGAUAAUACUAAAAGGUCUCAAAGUACUAGUUAUCAUAAUCAAAAUUUGAAUACUACAAACUUUGGUAGAACACAGUCUUUUUUAAACGUCGCCGUUAAAGAAGAAAAUGAUAGUGAUUGUGAGAUAGUUGAACAACAUGAAUAUUCAAGUGAAUUAUUAAUUGAUCGUUUUAAUGAUUUUUCAACUACGUCUUUCAUAAAUCAAAAUUUACCGCAUGAAAUUUAUCCACCUACAAAAAAUAAACCAGUGCCAUCAUUUUCUGCUAAAAUUGUUGAAAGACCAAAUAAUAUUGUUGGACAAAAUAUCAAUAUUAGUAAACAAAAUAGAAGCAGUACAGCCAAUCAAUCAUUUAAAAAAAAUGUACCUUCAUUUUCAGCCAAAGUAAUCGGAAAACAAAAUGAUUUUACUGCGUUUAAAGUUAGUAUUGACAACCCAACAUUUUAUCUAAAACCGAUUCAGUUAUUGUCAUCUGAUAAAGCUUUUGAAGAACGCAAGACUCCUUACAAGCCCAAAAUUCGCGUCAGUGAGUCUAGAGCAAACAAAUUGAAAUAUCUACCACAUUAUCCCAAAGUACCGCCGUAUAACAAUCAACCAAAUUGGAAAAAGGUUCCAGUAGCACCUAUAUUAUCUAUAGAAAAAAAUAAGAAUGGCAUACAGUUGAUGUGGGAUUUAAAAUUGAACAGUAAUUUCGCAAAAGUCAAGUAUUUUGAAGUAUUUUACUGCAAAGAAACUAAUACUACACCAAAAAAAACGAUGUGGAAAAAAUUCAAAAAAGUUUUCGCAGAAAAAUGUCCAUAUGUAUAUAAUUUGGAAGGUGAUUUUACAAAUCAUAAAUAUUAUUUUGCUGUUAGAGCUGUUGAUAAACAUGACAGACGUACACCAUUUGGGUUAAAAGAAUUUGUUUUUUAG
Messenger RNA from Daktulosphaira vitifoliae (grape phylloxera), 954 nucleotides. RefSeq names its product activating transcription factor 7-interacting protein 2-like. Gene Ontology annotation, cellular component: transcription regulator complex; nucleus. The transcript is spliced from 2 exons. Gene Ontology annotation, biological process: regulation of DNA-templated transcription. Bases 1 to 954 code for a protein of 317 amino acids. Gene Ontology annotation, molecular function: protein binding; transcription coregulator activity. The record is from RefSeq and is a predicted model, not a curated record. Lineage: Eukaryota; Metazoa; Arthropoda; Insecta; Hemiptera; Phylloxeridae.